Messenger RNA from Ananas comosus (pineapple), 1704 nucleotides. RefSeq names its product probable serine/threonine-protein kinase PBL17. The coding region runs from base 100 to 1299 and encodes 399 amino acids. NCBI's taxonomy places the organism in Eukaryota, Viridiplantae, Streptophyta, Magnoliopsida, Poales, Bromeliaceae. Gene Ontology annotation, biological process: protein phosphorylation. Gene Ontology annotation, molecular function: protein kinase activity; ATP binding. The transcript has 6 exons. The record is from RefSeq and is a predicted model, not a curated record.
GCGGCCAUCUGCCAAGAGAGGGAGGUUGGGGGGGAGGAGGGGGCAGGUGGAAUGUAAGGAGGGGAAGGGAUUUUGAGAGCGGGCCGGGUCGGACUGUCGAUGGGAAACUGCCUGCCCCCCUCCUCCUGCUCUAAGGACAAGGACCAACUGCCACCCCCUGCUGCCAGCCCAUCUGCAGGAAAAAAUUUUAAAAAAUCGUCCUCCCCUAUCAAGCUUAGUAGAGUUGCAUCGGCGAUCAGUAGUGUAGUUGGUGUGCCAGUGGUCCCGAAGGAUGUGGAGGACUUUCGAUUAAUGGCAGGGUAUGGGCAUGUCAACAUAUUCACGUACAACGAGUUAGCAUUGGCCACAAAGAACUUCAGGCCCGACCUAAUUGUUGGAGAGGGAGGAUUUGGCUUUGUUUAUAGAGGUGUGAUAGAUGAGAAUGUGAGGCCGGGUUUCCAGGCCACUGAAGUCGCGGUCAAGGAACUGAAUCCGGAUGGUUAUCAGGGAGACAAGGAAUGGCUGGCAGAAGUUAGCUAUCUUGGGCAGUUCAGCCAUCCAAAUCUGGUCAAGCUAAUUGGCUACUGCUGUGAGAAUGAACACAGGUUGCUGGUUUAUGAGUACAUGGCUUCAGGGAGCCUUGAACAGCAUCUUUUUCGACGGAUAUGCACGACUAUGCCCUGGCCAACUAGGAUGAAUAUCGCACUGAGCGCUGCCAGAGGUCUUGCCUUUCUUCAUGGAGCUGAAAGGCCCCUCAUCUAUCGUGAUUUCAAGACCUCAAAUAUCUUGCUUGAUGCGGAGUAUAAUGCAAAACUUUCGGACUUCGGCCUUGCAAAGGAGGGGCCUGUGGGAGAAAAAACACAUGUUUCAACAAGAGUCAUGGGGACCUAUGGCUAUGCGGCUCCUGAGUAUGUCAUGACUGGGCACCUAACCUCUCGAAGCGACGUUUACGGUUUUGGAGUUGUGCUUCUAGAGUUGUUGAUUGGCAAAAGGGUGAUGGAUAAGAACAGGUCCGGUCGCGAGCACAACCUUGUUGAGUGGGCCCGUCCUCUCUUGGUCCGCAACACUAAGUUGCUGAAGAUCAUUGACCAGAGAAUGGAUGGUCAGUACACAAGCGAGCAUGUGGAGAAGGUGGCGAAAUUGGCUUACGACUGUUUGAGCAAUAACCCUAAAGGAAGGCCCACCAUGAACCAGGUAGUGCAGAUUCUCGAGAGCCUUACCGAAGACAAAGAGGAAAUGCACCGUGAGAAUGCUGGCGCGGUUGUGACCUUGUAUGAUUUUCAUAAGGAAACAGCUGAUCAAUCAAAAAUGCGUAGAUAGAAACAAAAAUCAGAGAACAUAAUAGAGACAUGAUAUUCAGAAUAACAGGAGAAGCUCGAAAUCAGACCAAAUAACAGAAGAAAACAUUCAAGGAUUAAGGAUGAUACAAUUUGAUUUUAAAAAGCCUGCAGCAGUACCGGAAGUCAUCCUCAUCCUCAUCCUUGGUAGUUGGUAGUGGGGUGAUCGAUCGUUAGCCUGCUUUCUCAUGUUGAAAUGCGGAUACCGUACCCAGCUGUGUGAAAUUAUCUAAUGCUCUUUGGACAAUUUAAGACGCGCACCUCUUUUUUUAUGCAAAGAAAUUGAUUAACUACCGUUUAUUUUGUGAUUCCAAUGUACAAGCAUUGUAAGUGUAAGAAAAUCAUGUAUACGUAGCGGAAGAAAAUAACACAAUUAAAAAUUUUAAAA